CCUAUUUUUAAUCGUAUUCCUCCUCCACGCACAGCAUGUUCCUCUCCUGCCGUCAACGACGAGCACUCCUCGUUGACCUCGGCGGCCUCCCAGAAGUAUUCGGCGAUGCUCUGGUAGCUGAUCGCUUGGAAGCCGGCCCAUUCUUGACCUCUUCGUCCACCUGCAGCGGAGGAGGAGCCGGUCGUUUCCUCGAAAACGAUUCAUCGCGAUUGCCAUCGUUGGUUGCCGCAGCCGCUGCAGCUGCCACAGAACGAGGAGAUCUGAAGCGGGAGGAGGAGGAAGUUGCGCUAUCCUUUGCAAAGCUCGCGUUGCCCCGCUCCUUGCUGCUAUGCGGAACUCGAGGAGAGCUGUUGAGGAACGAGGAGGGGCUGAACGUGGAUCUGGUAGACCUGGCUGAUCUUGGGCUCCUGGCAGAGCGGGUUGAACGCGGCAUGUCCACCAUGGUAUCCCCGAAGAAGCCCCCGAUGUCGAUGUUCUCAAAGUUCGGAGUUUGGAGGAGACCCGAGAGGAGUGGAGAGUCCGAUAAUGAGGGGGUCAACCCCGAUGCAAGGUUGUUAAAGUCUACAUGAUG
Messenger RNA from Guillardia theta CCMP2712, 571 nucleotides. RefSeq lists its product as hypothetical. The annotation marks the transcript as partial. The transcript has 5 exons. The record is from RefSeq and is a predicted model, not a curated record. Lineage: Eukaryota; Cryptophyceae; Pyrenomonadales; Geminigeraceae.